Boleophthalmus pectinirostris (great blue-spotted mudskipper) is the source of this 908-nucleotide messenger RNA. It is a transcript of the gene dnaaf19, whose product is annotated as coiled-coil domain containing 103. The transcript is spliced from 3 exons. Gene Ontology annotation, biological process: determination of left/right symmetry; inner dynein arm assembly; epithelial cilium movement involved in extracellular fluid movement. Bases 88 to 426 code for a protein of 112 amino acids. Gene Ontology annotation, cellular component: outer dynein arm. The record is from RefSeq and is a predicted model, not a curated record. NCBI's taxonomy places the organism in Eukaryota, Metazoa, Chordata, Actinopteri, Gobiiformes, Gobiidae.
GGCGGAGAGAGCGAAAAAAACAAAAACAAAAACUCUGAAUAAAGUCCCUCAAACUCCGGGACAGCGGGACAAGAGCAGGGGAAAGACAUGUCGUCUUCCGGGGGCCUCAUAGACUUCGGCGCUCUGGAGAAGGAGCUGCGCGGGUCCCUUCAGUCUGAGGAGAAGCACCAGAGAGAGAACGCGGCCAAACUGAGAGCCGUGCACCAGAGAGUGGGCUCCUACGACAGCUUCAGGUCUCUGGUUUUGGCGUCUCACCUGAAGCCUCUGGAGAGACACGACCUGCAGGGGGCGCCACGGAAACAGCCCUGGAACCCCGUCGCCGCGGGCAACGGGACCCGGCACACUGUCGCCGCGGGCAACGGGACAAAACCUACGACCUCAGGAAGUCGAGAGGGAAAUGAAGAGAGCUCCACAAACCAGGACUAAACCAGGAUUAAACCAGGACUAAACUGGGACUCAACAGGACUAAACCAGGACUAAACCAGGACUGAACCAGGACUAAACCAGGACUAAAAUAGAACGAAACCAGGACGAAACCUGGACUGAACCAGAAAUAAACCAGGACUGAACCAGGACUAAACCAGGACUGAACCAGAUCUAAACCAGGACUAAACUGGGACUAAACCAGGACUAAACCAGGACUGAACCAGGACUGAACCAGGACUGAACCAGGACUAAACCAGGACUAAACCAGGACUAAACCCAGGGCUAAAGAAUCAAAAGGAUCUGGAGUCUUAUUAUGAUGUCGUGUUUCAAUAUUGUACUUUUGUAGGUUAAUUUUUUGUCAUAAUAUUUUAUCAAACUCUUGUGAAAAUGAAAAACAGCCUGAUUUUCUGACCUUGUACAUUAAAAUGUUCUACAAAAUUUCAAUGUGAAAGUAUUUAAAAGUAAUAAAAUUAAUAAGUUUA